Alosa alosa (allis shad) is the source of this 3208-nucleotide messenger RNA. RefSeq names its product synaptophysin a (gene sypa). Bases 16 to 1062 code for a protein of 348 amino acids. Gene Ontology annotation, cellular component: synaptic vesicle membrane; synaptic vesicle; presynaptic active zone. The record is from RefSeq and is a predicted model, not a curated record. NCBI's taxonomy places the organism in Eukaryota, Metazoa, Chordata, Actinopteri, Clupeiformes, Clupeidae. The transcript is spliced from 7 exons.
CGUGGCUGCUGACGGAUGGUCGAGUCAUUCCUCUGUCCUCUGCGUACAAAUAUCUCCUACCAGCUUGUGACGCAACCCGGCUGUUCCAGUGAAUUUCUGUUUCCCCCACCGAAAGCUCUUCCCGUUGGUACGUCCACCUCCCCCCGAGCAUCCAUUCCUCUUAUCUACGAACAGGCGGCCAAGAUGGAUAUUGUAAAUCAGAUGGUUGCCACUGGGCAGUUCAGAAUUCUCAAAGUACCCCUGGGCUUCAUAAAAGUCCUACAAUGGGUGUUUGCCAUUUUUGCUUUUUCAACAUGUGGGAGCUACGACGGGUCAUUCAGGAUGAGUGUUCAGUGCAAAAACAGGACUGAAAGUAACUUAAAAAUAGACGUGGAUUUUGAAUACCCAUUCAGGCUCCAUCAAGUAUACUUUGAUGCCCCAACCUGCAAAGGAGAGAAGUCGGAGAGGUUCUUCCUCGUAGGGGACUACUCUUCCUCUGCUGAGUUCUUCGUCACUAUCGCCGUCUUUGCUUUCCUCUACUCCAUGGCGGCCCUCAGCGUCUACAUCUUUGUCUUUGAAAAGUACCGCGAGAACAACAAAGGGCCUCUGAUUGAUUUCGGGGUGACCUGCGUGUUUACCUUCAUGUGGCUAGUGAGCUCGGCUGCCUGGGCCAAGGGCCUGUCUGAUGUGAAGACCGCCACAGACCCCGAGAAGGUUCUGGAAAUGGUCCCCGCCUGUGAGCUGGAAGGAAGCACCUGCCGUGAAGUCCACGACCCAAAGAUGUCUGGCCUCAACACGUCCGUGGCUUUCGGCUUCCUGAACCUGAUCCUGUGGUUAGGAAACAUCUGGUUCGUUUUCAAGGAGACAGGCAUUGUUGCUCCCUUCAUGCGUGCCCCACCUGCCCAGGAGAAGCAGCCCGCCCCUGACACCUUCGGCCAGCAGGGCUACGGCCAGGAGGGCUACGCGCAGCAGGGCUACCAGCCCGACUACAGCCAGCAGGGUUACAAUCAGGGUGGCGAAUAUGGCCAGGGAGGAGGCUAUGAACAGCAGGGGGCACCCACCUCCUUCUCCAACCAGAUGUGAGAGAGCCAAUAAGGAGGCAGCCUCAUGGAGGAUGAAAAGAGGGUGAUCGUGUGAUUAUGGGAGUGUGGUGCCUGAACCCUACCCACAAUACCACACUCUUCCCUGUCUGUCUAUUUGUGCAUCUGUCUGUGGACAAGAGGGAGGGGAGGGGAGGGGCGGGGAGGGAAAGGGGAUAAAACUAUCAAGGGGAAACGGGGGAAUGAGAGGGAGAAAUUAAUGUGCUGUUCAUUAUUGUGGUGUAAACAAAAAAGAGAGUUAGGAUUGAUCAAAUGAAGACAAACUUGAAUACAGUACCAAAAUAUAAAAAAAGAACAAAAAAAAAAGCAAAUCUCAAUGCUAUAUAAAUUUAAAUUGAUAAUGUUGAAAAUAGUAAUACUAAACUUGAGAGAAUGUAUUUGUCUGUGUUGUAUAAAUAUCAUUAUGAACAAAUAGUAUAUACAAAAUUUCCUAAAGAUGUGUAUGGGGUUAUUCCACUGUAGUUUAGUUCUGUUUAGAGCUCACUAAAUACAGUUGUCUUUCAGCCCAAAAAAAAUGAGAUCCUUAAUAAUUUUUACCUUCUGUGGUUUGGUACAGGCUCACUGAGAUUAUCUAAAAUUAUAUCAGAUUUUAUACUUUCGCUCUUUCUUAUUUUAAUAUCUUUUGUUUUGUUUUUGUUUUGUUUUGUUUUCUGCUCUGGUGGGAUAGAGCAUAGUACUGAAAGAGUAUGGGGUAAAGCUUGAGAAUAAACUAAAGUCAUAUUAUCUGUCGCAAGAGAUAAAAAUGGCAUCAUAAGCCGUGGCAGAAAUCAAACUGGUUUAGGUGUUCACAUCUUUUGUGUUAGUUAUGUUUAUUUAGGAUGGAUAUUUUCCUGUGUGAUUCUCCAAGUGUUGCUCUUUGAGAAGAAAAGCACAAACAUUCUGACCAGUAAAUUAGCAUGGUUUGAGUAUUUCCGUAUACUACGCUCCUUAUGACUAAUGUAGUGUAUUGUUAGUGUUUUAUGCAAGUGGAUGAUAAAAAAUUUACAGGACUUUGCUUGUUUUGUGUGGGGGCCUGAGCGAGAUAAUCAAACUGAUGUGUUGAGAUGGUGUUGAUAGUUUAGAUAGCUGUGCCUGUUUCAGUUUUCAGCACUUUUCCCUCUGCACUACCCUACAUUCCUCCCUGUCUCGCAGUGACAAUUGAUACUACAAAGUACAGACAGCUGUUGAAGUCAUUGUAAUAGUAUAUUGUAGUGACAUUCCAUGAAGAUGUAAUAUGAUCAUAACACCAGGAAUAGGAUCAUGUCAGUUACUAUAUGCAAUGGAGAGUUGAGCAGUUCACAAAUAAAACUGUACUGUAGAUGUCAGCAAAUAUGGUUGUGUUGCUUUCCUGGUUUUCUAUCAAGCUGUGAUUUCAAUUGUGAUGUUGUAUCACUACCAAAGUCACCAAAUGAUGCAGUUAUGUUGUAGGAACUGUGCUGGUCCGAUUUUUUUUUUUUUUUUUUGUGACAUGCAUUCACGUAUAAGGUGGGUUUUGGAGGCCAAAGCGUAUUCCUUAUCACCCGAUACCAAAUCUAAGAGAAAUAGGAAAAAGAAAAAUCCAAAACAUGCCAUUAAAAUGACUUUGCAUGAUCAAAGAUUAUUCGCCAAUAUUAUAUAUAUAUAUAUAAACAAGAAUCUCCCACACUUACUGUAAUGGUCUUCGAUGGUAUUCUUGCUGGUAGACUGGUGCUAGGCUUCCACAGACUAAUAUAUAUGGAUUGGCAAAGAUAAGACUGAGCAUCCAAACAUGGUGUGGCCUACAUGCUCCGCUGAAAGGAAAUCCAGUUUGAACUUGAGUCUUUUAAUUUAGGCAAUGCAGCCACUCUCUUCCCGUUCCUCACUCUCACUGUCUCUCUUCCUCUUUUCUCUCUCACUCUCUGCUCUGUCCCACUCUUCUCCCUUAUAAAUAUGCUAUUCAACUACUCUGUUGUUAGUGGUGUUCGGUAUGUCUUGUGAUACUCUCAAUGCCUUUGGGUUGUGCUGUAUUUCUUGUGUAUGAUAUAUUAUUAGCGUUAACAAUGAUGUUGAUGACCAUGGUCACAACCAUGCAGAAAAACCAGUUCACUGAAAACUAUCCAGAAUUCUGUUGUAUUCUUGCUCUGUGGAAUCCACGAAGGAAAUUCAAUAAAGAAGAAUUUAUCCUGUUGAAA